Messenger RNA from Aureobasidium namibiae CBS 147.97, 894 nucleotides. RefSeq lists its product as uncharacterized. Bases 1 to 894 code for a protein of 297 amino acids. The transcript is spliced from 4 exons. The record is from RefSeq and is a predicted model, not a curated record. Lineage: Eukaryota; Fungi; Ascomycota; Dothideomycetes; Dothideales; Saccotheciaceae.
AUGGCUGGUCGGCCCCCUCAGCGAACCAUCAACGUCAGAGAGUCCAUGCUCGCCGAUGCAACCAAGGCGCGCGAGGACAGCCUUGCGGCUCUGAUGGCCGCCGACCUUUAUGCAUAUGGGGCUCUCAGCUGCCAGAAUUUUCGGCCGACCGACGACGACUCCUUGCGUUUCGUUGUCAACGUGCCCAAACGUGUGCAAGGCCACACCAAGACGAACGGCUCGACUGCCAUGUCUUCUUUACAUCUGUCAUCUUGGAUCCGCGAGACACUAGUGCAUCUGCAGAUUGCACACAACUUCCAGCAGUCCACCAAAGGCGUUUAUAUGCUCAAGUCUCUCCUGCAGGAUUUAUUGGACCAAGGCUUGUACAACGCGGUUACGGUGUCGACGAGUAUUACUAACGCCCUCGUAGGAGAAUUUACCCAAGAGCCAACUCGACGAAAAAAUGUCCUUGGCGAUGCAAUCGGCUACGAGAAUGCCCACUGGAGCCCUUGCCAAAGCUCAUAUCUACAGCAACUAGCGGGUGACUCUCCUGGGCGAUCUUGUCGUGAAGGCCGUGAAGGACGAGAAAGGCAUUCGCUUUCGGCCAUUACUCACAUUGAGAUAUAUAAACAGUUUGCUGACGUUGACGACAGGGGGAACGGUCCAAAGAAUCAAACUGUCGCCUUGGACUCUCCUGUUGACACUGUUCACAAAGUCGCGGAUCCCGUCAAGCUUAUCUUGAUCUUGGAGCUUCGGACGGGCGCAAUUCGAGCGAAAUCUGUCAACAAACAGUUUGUCACAGCCCUGAAGAGGAAAACCCGGAUUGUCGAGUGGUCACACCCUGAGUGGCCGCUAAUUGUCACGCUUCAAGAAGGCGGCCAUGCCAGUCGGGAACACCCAGUUUGGUCACGUUGA